Molecule: messenger RNA, 1069 nt
Organism: Trifolium pratense (red clover)
Lineage: Eukaryota; Viridiplantae; Streptophyta; Magnoliopsida; Fabales; Fabaceae
Product: OVARIAN TUMOR DOMAIN-containing deubiquitinating enzyme 2
Exons: 9
Coding region: 207-833 (208 amino acids)
Biological process (GO): protein deubiquitination; endoplasmic reticulum unfolded protein response
Cellular component (GO): cytosol; nucleus
Molecular function (GO): cysteine-type deubiquitinase activity
Source: RefSeq, a predicted model, not a curated record
CAAAUCCAAAAAAUACCCAAAAUUUAAAGAUUAUAGAUUCUCAUUAUAUUUUAUUCAUCCACGCCAAGAACAUCUUUUUACUUCUGCUUCCUAUUCAUCCUUUUAUUUAUUCCAAACCCAAUUCCUCUUCCAAUUAGAUCUGCAUAUUUCAUUCUUCCUAUUCUUCAAUUUUUGCUCAACUCGUGUUCAAGUUAAUAGUUAUCAUCAUGGAAGGUUUUGUUGUGAGAAGGGUUAUUCCUUCUGAUAACAGUUGUCUAUUUAAUGCAGUUGGAUAUGUUAUGGAUCGUGAUCAAACCAAAGCUGCUGAAUUGAGACAGGUUAUAGCUGCAACAGUAGCAAGUGAUCCCGAGAAAUAUUCUGAAGCAUUUCUUGGGAAGCCAAAUCCAGAGUAUUGUAACUGGAUUCUUGACCCAGAGAAGUGGGGAGGUGCAAUUGAACUUUCAAUAUUAGCAGAUUAUUAUGGACGUGAGAUUGCGGCAUAUGAUAUUCAGACAACGCGGUGCGAUUUGUAUGGUCAGGAAGGUAACUAUUCUGAAAGGGUGAUGCUGAUUUAUGAUGGUCUCCACUACGAUGCUUUAGCUAUGUCUCCUGUCGAAGAAGCUCCUGAGGAUUUUGAUCAGACCAUAUUUGCGAUACAAAAAAAUAGAAGCAUUGGACCUGUCGAGGAGAUUGCUCUAAAUUUUAUUAAAGACCAACAUAGGAAACGGAGAUUCACCGACACUGCCAACUUCACUCUGCGCUGUGGCGUAUGCCAAAUUGGAGUUAUUGGUCAGAAGGAAGCAGCGGAGCACGCUCAAGCAACCGGUCAUGUUAACUUUCAAGAAUUUAGAUGAUACACUGUGAAGCAAUAACUUAUAUGUGGAAUCUUUGUUGAGUUGAAUGAGUGUUAUUGUUGUUGAAAGCUUUUUGCAACCUUCCAUUUUACUAUCACAAGUGAUUAUUAUGCAUUUAAACUGAAUAAUCUGCAUGCCUUGGAAUUGUUGUGGCAAGUUGUUGUGUUGUAACUUGUAAUAAUAGUUCCUUUCAUUGUUCUCAAUCUCAAUAGAUAAUCGAAAUUUUUUAUUCACUA